UAGCAGGACUCUGGUCCAGUAGACAGUGAAGGGUUGUCAGACUUGCUCAAGCUGUCUGUUCAUGCUGGACCCACUCACUUAUUCUACAGUUUUUAAUCAACGUUGAGUUAUGAAAGUCUGCCUUUUCAAAUUAUAACCCGGAAGACGGAAGUUACUGGCAAACAUCAGGGAAUCCAGGGAUUGAAAGAGAAGGAUUUAGCAGAAAGCAACCCCGGUGGGUCUGGCUCUCUGUGUCAGUGCGCGUGGGAAUGGCAGCUCCCCGACCGAUUAAAGGCAUCCUUAAAAACAAAAACAGCGGCAGGAAUUUUAGAUCCCUGCCCGAGGAAGCGCCGGGGGAGAACACCGAACAUGGCCCGGGACUCUCGGAGGAUGAGCACCAAAAGAAAUCUGCCAAAUGGGAUGAGAUGAAUAUCCUGGCGACAUACCAUCCUCCGGACAAAGACUACGGCCUGAUGAAGAUCGAUGAACCCAGCACACCUUAUAACAGGAUGGUUGGUGAUGAGGAGGAUGAGGGCGCACUCAGUGACUCAGAUGGCCAUGCCGGUGGGCUCAAGCCUGAUGACCUGGCCUCAAAGCUAGAGGCGGCUGAGGGGGCGGAGCCUCGCUUCAUGCAGGAAGAGGAAGAAAGCAGCGAGGAGGAGGAAGAGGAGCUGACUCCAGAAGAGCAAGCCAAAAAGAAGCAAUUUCAGAUGAUGAGGAAGAUGCAUUAUAACGAGGGUAUGAACAUAAAACUGGCUCGCCAGCUCAUUGCCAAUGAGUUAGAAGAAGAGGAAGAGGAGGAUGAGGAUGAAGAGAUGAGGGAUGACACAGAGGACCUAAGGGAGGAGACGGAGGAGAUCAGCGUAGACCCGCCACAGGAAGCUGAUUCCCUGGAGUCAUAGAGGACGCCUCCUACCUUCAGAUCAAGAUGCAGUGAGACGUAUUCGAUCGCAUCUGGGACUGAAAGUCGUGACAUGCAGCAAACACCACUUCACCGCCUGUGUAACAUCUCCCAACAGCCAAUAAAAUUACUGGUCUCUUCUUUGUCUCCACCAUUCCAAAAAAACUGUGCAAUAGUUCUUUUUUUUUUAAAUAAGAAAAAUGGUUCAGCUGCAGGAAUAAUUCCAACAUGUGAAGACUGUUGCUUGUCCCCCCUCCCUCUCCUGUUGCCAAGAAUGCUCUCCUCACACCUCUGCUGGACUGAAGUAAUCAGACCCUAAAAGGAGGAUCAAGGCCUUUUAAAAACUAAGAAUGAACUUUAUAUAAGCUGGAGCUUAUUCUGGCUGAAACAUCAUGUUAGUUGUGGAGGAAGCCUGGGGAAAGGCAGCUGCUGUUUCAUCCGCUCUGAUACCUUUCCCUGUUUUCCUUUGUGACCGAUCACACUGCUGCACCAUCAGUUUAUGUCGCAAAGAAUACCUGAAACUGCUUCCGUAACAGAAAAUAUCGGCAUGUUAUGAUUAAUAGUUUGGGCAACAUAUUACUCUAAAUUGUAUUAUCCAAGUAUUAGGCAUCUAACAAACAAGAUUUGACUCAUUAAGUUUCUUGAUCGUCUCAUUUUCAAGCUCAUCUUUAAAAACAAACGAUGUUUUUGUCGUAAGGAAGUAUUGUGCACAGCCUCAGUUCAGGUUUACAUGCGUUUGUCACAGAUCUGAAUAUCUUUAGGUACAUUGUUUGUUCACUGGAAUUAUUUUUCAUCCUUUCAAGAUACAUUUUUUAAAGACUAAGACCGGACGAGCUGGUCAGUUUAACGUGUUUCUUCAGUAUUUUUUUUAUUUUAAAGAUCACAAGGAGGACCGUAGAGGAGAGCUGCUGAUCGAUCUUAUAUGAGGGCUGCAUUUGAAGGAAAGUCAGAAUAAUGUGAAAUUUUUUCUUUUAUUUCUGAUGUUUGCAUGACUCUGCUUAGGAUCGUCACGUUUGUAAUGCUACCGACUCCCGUCGGAGGCGGAGUUAAACCACUACAGCUUAUUGGAGGUGCUUUAAGGACGUUUGCUUUUGAGGGACAGCCACUCGUCGGGUUUGUUCCUGCUUUAGUCUUAAAAGGAAAAAAACAGUCAUUCGUUGUGACUCGGACCUGGUUGCUGCAUUCACUGUGAAUUCACUCGAACAGAGUGUUUGGAACAGAAGCAUGCAGAAAUCAUAGGUAUGUCUUAUCUCUUUCAUUUCCUGUCGUCCUUUAACCCAAAUACAGUAGGUCCCAGAUAAUGGUAGGACUCCUGCCAAAGUCUCUGUGCAUUUUUUUUUUUUUAAAGUAAAUCAACAAGCAGGAAUUUCUUUAGAGAUAUUUGACAUUACUGUUUAGAUAAUGAGUAAACAUGAACACGACGUGAGCCCAUUGAAGCUGGGAUGAUUCUUAUUUUUGAGAGAAAAACAAGCGAUGGGGAUCAUCUUGUAGGUGGAUGUUACCUGACUAAUGUGCCUCUAAUGACUACUUAUACAUGUGUUAUAAGUGAACAACCUCCAUUUAUAUUUUUUGCGUAUUUUACUUCUUUUUAUUUUCUUCGAUAUUCUGCCCUGUCUUUGCUUUGUUUUUGUUUUUUACGUGGAUAGAUGUUAAAGCAGCUUGUUGCAUUGGGGAUGCACCAAUCAGAUCUUUUUCUGGCCAAUUACAAUUUCCGGUUUUCUAUUUAAUUUGACCUUUUAUGAUUGUCUUUUUUUCCUCUUCCCUUAGUGAUUGUUAUGCAAAGAUGGAAAACUAUGCUGUGGGUUCUAAACG
Molecule: messenger RNA, 2692 nt
Organism: Cyprinodon variegatus (sheepshead minnow)
Lineage: Eukaryota; Metazoa; Chordata; Actinopteri; Cyprinodontiformes; Cyprinodontidae
Gene: ppp1r2
Product: protein phosphatase 1 regulatory inhibitor subunit 2
Exons: 6
Coding region: 249-881 (210 amino acids)
Biological process (GO): regulation of signal transduction
Molecular function (GO): protein phosphatase inhibitor activity
Source: RefSeq, a predicted model, not a curated record